Molecule: messenger RNA, 2418 nt
Organism: Syngnathoides biaculeatus (alligator pipefish)
Lineage: Eukaryota; Metazoa; Chordata; Actinopteri; Syngnathiformes; Syngnathidae
Product: integral membrane protein 2A-like
Exons: 6
Coding region: 168-908 (246 amino acids)
Biological process (GO): negative regulation of amyloid precursor protein biosynthetic process
Cellular component (GO): plasma membrane; extracellular exosome; Golgi apparatus
Molecular function (GO): amyloid-beta binding
Source: RefSeq, a predicted model, not a curated record
GCAACCGGAAGUACUCACUAAACCCAAGCAGAAGCUGCUUGCAAAGUGCGUCACAUCGCAGAGCUGCAGAGAAUUAACGCGGCAGACGAGCAGCCCGCAACAGACAGCUCAACGCUUGUUCGUUUUCUUCUUUCUUGUUUUUUGAAAUCCAACGAAUUUGUGGCACAAUGGUGAAGAUCGCGUUCAACCCGGCUUUGGCGCAGAAAGCUCUCGCCAAGGAGCCUGCGGUGAAGGACCCCGAGCUCGCCACUGCUCCGACAGGCAUGGCAGGCUCCACAGGUCGUUGUUUGGUCACACUUCUGGGCAUCGCCUUCAUCCUCAGUGGGCUCAUCGUGGGGGGAGCAUGUCUCUAUCGAUUUUUCACUCCCAAGAGGUUGUAUCAUGGCGCCAUGCAGGUCAGGGACAUGUCAACCGUUGGUCAUGCAGAAAGACAGCCUUACUAUCUCCCAUUGGUCCAAGAAGAGGUGGAGAUUUCUGACAGCAUGGCGGUCAUCAGCGUCCCGCCUCCCCGUUUCAGCCCCGGAGACCCCGCUUACAUCCUCCAUGACUUCAACAGGAAUCUUACCGCAUAUCUGGACUUGACUCUGGGGACUUGCUUUGUGAUUCCAUUGAACAGAUCGGUGGUGCUCCCCCCUCAAGACCUCACUGACUUUUUAUCACAGCUGAAGUCUGGCGCGUACCGCAGCUACCUGGUGCGAGAGGACCUCGUUGUCACAGAGCGCAUUGAGAACGUGGAGCCGUUGGGCCUGCACAUCCGCAAACUGUGCAGUGGCAAGGAUAUUUACAGAAUGGAGCACCGUGCCAGCCUCCCAGGUCGGUCUAUGGAGAAGCGCUCUGCAGAGGAGUGCUACACCUUCCAUCACUUUGAAAACAAGUUUGUAACCGAGACGCGGAUCUGCAAGGCCUGAUGGGAGUGUGGCCCGCGUUUGAUGGAGAGUCUGAGUGACGGAGGCAGUUGGUGGAAGUAGGUGGCAGAGGCAACAGCCUUCAGCUGAAAAGUUACGGAUGUGUUCAAGUGCAUCUCCAGUUUAAUUUGCAUUCCCUGCUUCAACCCUCAGUGAUUUGUGUUUUUAGCCUCUUCUGCUCCAUUUCCUGAAGCUUUUAUUGGUCUAGUGCUAAAAAAAACUGCAUCCUUCAGUCUAUCAGCGAAAUAUAGUGGAGGGGUUUUCUUCGUGUCGCUGUGGUUUCCUCCAAACUCUUCGUUAAGUUUGUGCAUUUCAACGUGUGUAUUAUAGCAGACCUGCGUGUCGGCCUGCAGCUUCACUGCAAGCACACAUGCACAAAUAGUUGUAGAGCCGUUUUGUUUAUCUUAUGAGCUGUACAAUAUACCGUUGUUGGGUUAUGUUUUGUUGUAGUAUGAUAGCACCGUGGAAGUGGUAAAGUUACAGUCUUUACAUGCAGUGAGGAAAACGAGCAUUUGAACACCCUCGAAGAAGCACAUCAAGGUUCUGGAGUGGCUGAGCUAUUCUCCAGACCUAAACUAAUGGAAAAUCUUUGGAGGGAUCUCAAACUCCGUGUUUUUCUGAGACAGCACAGAAACAUGGCUGAUCUAAAGAAGAUCUGUUUGGAAGAAUGGACCAAAAUUCCUAAUAAAUUGUGUGCAAAGCUGGUGAAAAACGACAGGAAUCGUUAGACCACAGUAAUUACACACAGAGGCGACUGUAUUAACAUUGAUUUUGACAGGUGUUCAAAUACUUAUUUGCAGCAGUAACAAUCAAAUACAUUUAUAAAAAAAAAAUAAAAUAAUGCACUGUGAUUCCCGGAUUUUUUUUUUUUUUAAUAGAUUGUCUUUCACAGUGGACGUGCACCUGAAAUGAAAAUUUCAGACAUCUCCAUCAUUUCAAAGUGGGAGAACGUGCACAAUCGCAGGGUGUUCAAAUACUUAUUUUCCUCACCCUAGAAGCACAAAUACGGAAGUCACUUCCCUCAAGUUUCUGCUGUCCCGCUUUAAUGUUUAUUAAAUGAUGUCAUCAAACCUGAUGAACACUGUAGCUCUGUAUAGGACCUAUAAGUUUAAUCCUUAUUUGUUUUUGUUUUUUUAAAUCCUUAACGCUUCGGUAUAUACUUGGUUUUGGGGGUAAUUUCAAUUAUUAUUUGCGUCAUAAAGUUGUUUAGAGAAACAGGGCAUGAUCCAGUUUUUCCAAAUAUGUAAUUUGUUUUGAAUUUAUCAGAAAUAUUUUGCUUUAAACAACGUACACACGCAUGCUUAUUGCAAUUGCCCUCGACUGACAGUUGGAGGAGAUCUCGGUUAUUUUCAGUGGCAUCCUACUUGACGCCUGUCCAGAAAGACAAUCGAACGUGAAGCGUGCUUGGAAAUGUUUGCCCAUAUUUUGAAUAGACUAAAUGAUUAUUAGAUACACGUGGACAGCCAUUUAACUGGUCUCCCUUUGUUUGGUGAUUAAAGAUGAUUUUAACUAA